Effrenium voratum is the source of this 2799-nucleotide messenger RNA. The record is from the annotation of a GenBank genome assembly. NCBI's taxonomy places the organism in Eukaryota, Dinophyceae, Suessiales, Symbiodiniaceae.
AUGUGGUCAAGGCGAUGGCCAUGGGGCGUGCUGCUGCUGCUGCGUUGCCUGGCGGAAGAGGCGGAGUUUGUGGAGGAGGAGGGCGUGCUGGUGCUCACAGAGAAGAACUUUGAGGUGGCCAUCAAGAGCCACCCCUACAUCUUGGUCCAGUUUUUUGCACCAUGGUGCGGCCACUGCAAGCAGUUCGCGCCGGAGUACGCGAAGGCCGCUCAGCAGCUGAAGCAGACGAACCAGCCCAUUCGCCUGGCCAAGGUGGAUGCCACUGCAGAGGUGAAGCUGGCCGAGGAUCACGGCGUAAGAGGCUAUCCCACGAUCCGGCUUUUCAUCGACGGCCGGGACCAGGAGUACACAGGAGGACGGACAGAGCAGAGCAUCGUCACCUGGGUGCUGAAGAAGGCGGGGCCGCCCGCGCUGGAGCUGGAGACCGUGGAGGCCGCGGAGGCCUUCGAGAAGGAGAACAGGCUGGCGGUCUUCUGCUUCUGCGACCCCGCGGCCCGCGCGGCCUUUGAGCAGGCAGCGCGCCAGAUUGAGGACGUUAUGUUCGCCUACAGCACCGCCCCAGAGGUUGCUGCAAAGCAUGAGGCAUCCAUGCCUUCCGUCAAGAUGUUCUUCCCCCAUGACGAGCAGAGUGCCCUUUUCACCGGCGACCUGAACAGCGCGCAGGACAUCGAGGCCUUUGUGAAGGCACAUCGGCACCCCAUGGUGACGGACUUCUCGGGCGAGACGGCUGCAGAGCUCUUCAGCGAUGGACGGCCGAUCCUCUUCCUUUUUAGGGACAAGGACCCCAAAGGGGAAGCGGCGGAGAAGGCGCUGAGGGCUGCGGCGGGUCAGCUGCAGCGGCGCUUGCUGGUGGCGCUCAGUGGGUCAAGCGAGCCCAUGGACCAGCGGCUCAUGGACUACGUCAGCGUAGACGUCGAGGAGCUGCCAACUGCCCGCUUGGUCACCGACCCUCAGGGCGCCAUGGCCAAGUACCGGCUAUCCGGCGAGAUCACAGAGGCGGCCUUGCUGAGCUUUGUGCAAGACUUCGAGGCCGGAAGGCUGGAGAAGUACCUGAAAUCCGAGCCGGUGCCUGCUAGCCAACCCGGCCCCGUGUACACACUGGUGCAGUCUACUUUUGACUCCAUCGUCAAGGACCCCACCAAGGACGUGCUGGUGGAGUUUUAUGCCCCCUGGUGUGGUCACUGCAAGAAGCUGGAGCCGGUCUACAACGCGGUGGCACAGAAGCUUCAGGGCGUAUCGUCAAUAACGAUCGCCAAGAUCGACGCGACGGCCAACGAUGUGGACGGUGUUGACAUCGAGGGCUUUCCCACCAUCAAGUUCUGGCGCGCCGACAGCAAGGAGGAGCCGCUCGACUACGACGGCGACCGGGAUGUGGCACCUCCGGCUCGAAAGGUCCCGGAGAUGUCGGGGGGAGAUGCCUCCACAUACAACAGGUUCACUUUUUGCUCCGAAGCGGCCGCGCUCAGGACGCUGAGGCUGGAGUCCGUGGGGGCAGAUGGGAUUGCGGAACAGACCGAUUCGGCGCUCUCCGGCUCGAUCCCAGCCCGGGAAGCAGUACCCACCAUGAAUGUUGGCCAAAGCUUUGCCUCGCCAGGUUCGGCGGAGCAGGACUGGCGCCAACACAUCCUCCACGAGGGCUGCGCCUGGUUCAUUCCUGAAACGCCGGUGGAUCCCUGCGUACAGCAGAGUACAGGCUGGCAACCCCCGGAAGCGCUGAUUCGCGGGGCGGCCAAAAAGCGGGAGAACCCGCGAUGUCCCAUUUGGCGACAAGCCUACAACGGUUAUGCGCCCGCCCCUGUUCGUGCCACAAGCAUGGAGGUGAUGACGGAAGCGGCCAGUGGAUACUGCGGGCACUGCUUCUGCAUUGGCUGCUUCGGGUGCUCCCUGAGCUCCUCCUUUAGCUGCCCCACCUGCCGAAAGCCCGUGGUGGACCUCGUGCGCCAGUUCACAGUGGAGCAAAUUGCCGCACACAUCCCGCUCCUGAAGGACUUGGCCUUGCAGCUGGGGGUCUUCUCGGCGCAGAGCCAGCUGGAGCUUGAUGCGAGCAGGCGCCUGGGGGCAUUAGAGCAGGAGCUCCAGAAAGAACGGCAGCGCGCCAAGUAUCUGGAGCAGCGGCUGCUGGUGCAGGAGCGGAAGCUCCAAGAGCAGAUCCAGCAGUGCCAGGACCUGCAAAGAGCCUGGGAGCUCGAAUCGCAGGAGGCGAUGCGGCAGAAUCAAGAGCUGCAGGAAGAGGUCUCGUUUCUGCGGGAGAGCAACGAGAAGACGCAGGAGGCCCUUCGCUGUGCCAAGCUUCUGGAGAACGCCAUUGUGAACAUCAUGGAGCACAUGCACAGCAUGAUGAGGCUCGUGAUUGGAUCUGGCUGGCAGGAGCUGUGCGUUCCCUUGCAGGAAGCGCAGGUGCAGGAGUUGCUGGGACUGAGCCCCAGCUCCGCCUUUGCGGAGUUUGGCAUCAUACGCGACUGCCUGCAUGCGGGACAGGAGUGCAUGGGCAACAUGUCCUUGGGCAUCUCUUCGGAUUGGCGGUUUAAGCUGGAAUACUACGGCUCCAGCCAGCACGUUUUCAACGAGCUGGAGAUGGAAGGCACUGUGCAGCUGGAAGGCUCUCAGCUCACCCUGCUGGGCACCCGCUCGGCCUCCUCCUGCCACGACGGCCAGGACUCGGAAGUGCAGAAGACAGCGCUGCCGCCCUUGCGGGGCCUACUCUGCAGCCGCGAGGGGAGCACUUGGAUCGUGGUCUUCGACUUCACCGCCUGCGCACAGAUCAGCAUCUUCAACUCCACCGAGACAUCAUCUUGCUGA